Messenger RNA from Umbelopsis ramanniana AG, 4062 nucleotides. RefSeq lists its product as uncharacterized. The record is from RefSeq and is a predicted model, not a curated record. The transcript has 8 exons. Bases 65 to 3994 code for a protein of 1309 amino acids. Gene Ontology annotation, molecular function: protein binding; guanyl-nucleotide exchange factor activity. NCBI's taxonomy places the organism in Eukaryota, Fungi, Mucoromycota, Umbelopsidomycetes, Umbelopsidales, Umbelopsidaceae. Gene Ontology annotation, biological process: Ras protein signal transduction; positive regulation of GTPase activity. Gene Ontology annotation, cellular component: plasma membrane.
CUCAACGAACGAUAUUUUCUACCGCUUCCUCUACUUUCCACACUCAUCAAUCCUCAUCUAAGGAAUGAAUCCUCCUCGAGUGCUGUGUAGGGUACACGCCUUAUACGCAUAUCAGUCUGGCGAUCCGUCAGCGCUGUCAUUUGGAAAAGGCGACAUCAUCGAGGUCCUAACCCAACUAGAAUCUGGAUGGUGGGAUGGAUGGUGCAAUGGCUUGAGAGGCUGGUUUCCUUCCAAUUACGUUGAAGUUAUUGAGGACGAGCCAGAGAUGAUCGCAGGCGAUUUUGGCUUAAACCAAUCAACAACGGCGACCAAGCCAUACAACAACCAUCAAGCCAACGAGAACCAGUGGUUUGAUGAGAACGAUUUUAAUCAUUACAAUGAAUCCACACAACACCAGCAGCAAUUUCAUGAACUGACUGCACGAAGUAAAGAACAGUUAAGACUCUCUUUGGCUUCGUCUGACCGGUCUUAUUCGGCCACCCCAACUACGGCAAGAUCAAGAAGCAGAACGGCUGCCAACCUAUCUGAAUCCUCUAGUAUGAAAAAUGGGUUGCCGCCCAAUUGGGUGAAACAGACAACGGAAGAUGGCUCCGGUUUCUACUAUUAUAAUCUCACCACUCAUAAAAUGCGGUAUACACAUCCUAACGAUCCGGAUGAAGAGGAAGAAUCCAUGGAUGAUUUUUCGGAUAGUGAUGUAAAUGACUUCCGUGCGUACAACGGCAACGGUCGUGCGUCCCCAGAUAUGGCUGCCUCCGUACAGUCGCGAUCCAAGCUGGCUCAAGAGCAUCCUGUCAGCGAAUCUGAAAUCAGCCAGGAUGAAGACUUAAGUGACAGAGAGUUUGAGCCCCGAAUUCCACCUCGUUCUGCCAACCGUAUCAAGGUUGCUGAGAAAUUCGUGGAUGACCGCAGCAUGGCCAGCUCCGGCAACCAUAGCCGCUUAAGCUCCGUGUCCUCUCAAGGUACUCAAAACAAAUAUCUUCGAGAUGUUGACGAGCAUUAUCCUCCUAACUGGACCAAAAAAAUGACUCCUCAAGGUCGUCCAUAUUAUUGUAACAUGCUUACCAAUGAGACCACAUGGAACAUUGAAGACGUCGAUCCCACCACUGGUGAACUGCUUAUACAACCCGGAACCCCGACCCAGUCAACUGCAAAUGAGCCUAUUAGUGGAUCUGCUGCUGACACUGAAUCAAAGCGAUCAUCAGAUCAUUCUCAUCUCUCACGCCGAAAAGUUGUAGAUCAACAAAUCAACGAACCACUUGGAUGGGGUAAACUAUCCAGUCUUAUUGCCCACGCCAUUCAUGAUUUGAACAGUGCAGCCAGGAAUGGACAGCGACACUUGUAUAGAGAUCUCACAACAGCAGUUGUUGAAUCCAUCCGUCUCAUGUUGUACACCUCCAACUCCAUCGACAAAGAGAACUCUCCUCACCUCAAGAACGAUAAGAACUUACGUACUCAAUACCGUGCCAUCAUGGCAGCUCUUUCAAAGUUGGUCUUGUCUGCCAAACUUGCCUCCACCAUGUGGUCGCCUCCCGAUGCGGUUGUUAAGAUGGAAACCGACGCUAACGAUGUAUUGGUCGCUGUACGAAAUUUCUUAGGCUCAGCACAAGAAGCCUGUAUAGAAAUUCAAGAUACCGAUCCUCGCUUAUUAGAGAAUGGGGCCACUUCUAUUGCUUCGCUUCAAUGGCGUAGGAAACGUAAUAACUCACAGAGUAGCGCUCGAGGACCAGCCAGUGAGUUGGAUGAACCCCAGCCUCGCUUCUUCCUUCACCCUGAGCAAGUAUCCAUCUUGCAAAACUCAGCAACUAACAUGCAUGGCACCAUCAUGUCAUUUAUUGAAUACGUGCGAAAGGUCGCCGAGAAGAAAACGAACACAAAUGAUGUCUCCUCCGUCACUCCCAACAUUCAAUCUGCUACACCACUCAUUAUCGCCCAGUUCCGUAAUCUCGGCAAUAUUAUCAGUCAAUUCUUGAACCACGUCGAAGAUAUCGCUGUGGACGAUGCUCUUGCUCAUGCUGGAGAUUUGAAAUUCGCAAAGCAAUCUUUGUACAACUCUAUGGGAUCACUUUUUGUGGCAACCCAGUUUAUCACCAAUGAUGCUCCUACUCCGGAUGAAUUGGAUGCAAAUGUAGCCCAAGUCGAGCAGUGCGCAACGUCGGUGGAAGAGAGUGUAUGGGAUAUCUGUAGAGCCAUUUCUCAAUUGACCUCUGAGCGAAUGUCAAAGCCAGUUGUCCCAGCUGCUGUAUCCCAGUCUCCACCACCAGCAAGAUCAGCCCAAAAAACUCCUCCAACAUCGCAUCAAAUACGAGAUACCAAUGACUUGUUAGCCUGGAAGAUCCCAGACACUUCCCUUAGCAUCGAUACAGGCAAGGAUAUUGGUCAAGACUACUUUAGUACACAAGACGAAGAUGGACGAAUUUCUCCCGAUACCGAUAUAUCAGAUCGUGAUGAGUUGGAUGAUAUCCUUGCGUCCCCGGAGGAUGAUCUUUCACCUCAAGCGCUUGCACAACGCUCCAUGUCGGAUAACCCAAUGAGUCGUCGCCCAGAUGAUAAGCUCAAGAAAUUCUUUGGAGAGGAUGCAGCUGCAGCUGCAAAGCGCCGCGAAACCACCAUUGGACCUGCUAGCACGGUGUCAAAUAUGCCUUCCGCCAUUGGAGCGCCUACUUCAUUAAACGCACCUGAAGUUCCAUGGUAUCUAGGAUACGAUUAUACUCCCAAUGACAUUGUCUUCAAUAUGGAAGGUCAAGUUAAAGGUGGUACUUUAGCUGCGCUGGUUGAGCGGUUGACAUUGCACGAUUACCUUGACUCCAAGUUUAUCAACACUUUCUUAUUGACUUACCGUUCAUUCUGUACAACCGAUGAAUGGUUCGAUCUACUUAUGCAAAGAUAUAACUUACCACCACCCGCAGGACUAACUCCUGAAGAGGUGGAUGUUUGGAGUGAGAAGAAGCUCAAGCUCGUUCGAUUGCGUGUUUUCAACGUCAUCAAGACUUGGCUCGAAAACUUUUACAACGAAGAAGAAGAUCAACAUAUUAUUGCUCGUAUCAUGGAGUUUGCCGAGGUUACCAUUCGUGAAUCCAUGCAGUUUGCGUCUGAGCAACUCAUCAAAUUGGUCAAGAAGCGAAUGGAUGCAGAUGACACUUCCCAAUUCCGUAAGAUGACAUUGACACCGGGCAUACCUGCACCACAAUCUAUUUUGCCAAAGAACAUGAAGCGUGUCCGCUUGUUGGAUAUUGAUCCACUUGAAAUUGCUCGUCAAUUGACCGUCAUGGACUCGCGACUCUAUAUCAAAAUCAAACCAGUCGAAUGUCUGGACAAAAAUUGGGGUAGAGAAGACUCAGAGAACAUCGCUGCCAACGUUAAGGCAUCGAUUGAAUACUCCAAUCAAAUUACCGCUUGGGUCACUGACUCUAUUUUGAGUCAAACUGAAAUUAAGAAGAGAUGCGCCAUUAUCAAGCACUGGGUCCAGGUGGCCGAAAAGUGUCGUAUUCUCAACAACUUCAAUACGUGUAUGGCUAUUCUGUCUGCUUUUGAUAACAGUGCAAUUGGUCGAUUAAGACGAACAUGGGACAGUGUGUCAGCUCGAACGAUGCAAACGCUGGCGUAUAUUCGUAAGCUGAUGGGAGCCAACAAGAACUUCAACGAAUAUCGUGAGAUCAUUCACUCAGUCAACCCACCCUGCAUUCCAUUCCUUGGUAUUUACUUGCAAGAUUUGACUUUUAUCGAGGACGGCAACACCAACUUUUUGAGAAAAUCAAAUCAGCUCAUCAACUUUGCAAAGCGUAUGAAGACGGCAGAAGUUAUUCGCGAAAUUCAACAAUACCAAAGCUCGCCUUAUUUCCUUAAUGCUGUUCCUGAAUUACAGCUAUUUAUUACGACCCAUCUGCAGAGCAGCCGUGAUGAAGAAACGUGUUACAAUUUAAGUUUAGCUUUAGAGCCCAGAGAACGUGAAGAUGAAAAGAUCGCAAGACUAUUGAAAGAAUCCGGUUUCUCUUAAACUAUAAACCUCCAAUAUUUGCAACUUCCUUGACUAAGUUAAUAAAAUUUGAAUUGUUCAAACCCAUC